Phaeodactylum tricornutum CCAP 1055/1 is the source of this 2078-nucleotide messenger RNA. RefSeq lists its product with no specific name. Gene Ontology annotation, molecular function: protein disulfide isomerase activity. The record is from RefSeq and is a predicted model, not a curated record. Bases 1 to 2013 code for a protein of 670 amino acids. Gene Ontology annotation, biological process: protein folding; response to endoplasmic reticulum stress. Gene Ontology annotation, cellular component: endoplasmic reticulum. Lineage: Eukaryota; Bacillariophyta; Bacillariophyceae; Surirellales; Neidiaceae. The transcript has 2 exons.
AUGACGGGGAAGAAACGCAAAUGUUUGACCAUGGUGGCCCAAAACAAUUAUUGGUACUAUCAAAAAUGGCCUGGGACCAGCAAAGCAAUUGGUUUUUUAAAUUUCAGGGUAACUGUGAUACUCGCUUUUCUCUUUUGUGGAUGGAUAUGUUUCAGCGCUGAAGCGAACGAGGAGUUCACAAAUUUCGGAAAUAUACUGGAAGAAGAUGAUGUCGGCACUGACCCUGCGUUUUCUCAUCAACGCGAAGAUCAUGUCUUCCGCUUGUCGAGCAUUGAAAGCAUAGUAUCAUUAAAUCAUCAAACAAGAAACGAUCCGCAUGGUACUUCUUUGGUAUUGCUCCUAAUUUAUACAGACUCGUGUCAUUUUAGCGAGAGCAUCCUACGGACACUUUCCUUGGCGAGCUCCCUGUUGGAUGAUUUCUUUGCCACGUACAGCCUUCAUUAUAGUGGAUCCCCGCCUACAGUAGCAAAACUACAGCUUGACAAUAUCGAUCCGAGGACCUUGUACGACAACUUUGGCAUUGAAGGCGGGCCCAAGCUCUUGUUUAUUGUGAGUCAUGCAGAAGAUGACAAAACUUAUCUCCUUGAGUUCUCGGGGGCCCAUGGUAGCGGUUUGUCUAUAUUCGAAAGAACGCUUCAUCUUUGGUACCAUGCUAUUGUUCCACUAGGAGAUUACGGCGUGGUGGCCGAUCAGUACGUUUAUCUUAAGCCAAGACGGUUUGAGAGUACGGACGAGAUUUUUUCGUUCCUGAAAGAGCAUCGAGACGGACUCCUUCUCCACUCCGUUGUCAACCCAAUGCUUCCAUCUACGUUAACCAAUCAAGAAAGAAUUUACGUCGAGUGGCUGAUGUUGGAAGAGAAUGACACCGAGUCGGAUGACUUUGUACUUCUUGUUCAAUGCCAAAAAUACGAGACCGAUGCUACCGUCCUCUACAAUAUCUUCAACAAAGUGGCAAGCUCAUUGGCAGCUCGACGGGAUAGGCUGUUUCUUACGUCGAAGAGUUGUAGUAUGGUCGACGGUGCUGUACAGGCUUGGAAAAUACCCCGUCAACAUGCCCACGGAAGUUUGUGGGACAAAGAGAACUUUCCUCGUAUCGACUUCGUACCCAAGGAUGAUGAACCUGGAGAGGACCUUGCCGACUUUCUCACUGACGUAUCAACACCCUCCGUAUUGUGGUUCGAUCGACAAACAACCGCUCCAAUCGCUUUCGGUGUACAUCGAAAGGUCCAUGCGUGCUUGUUUUUGAAUCUUCACCAGGUUCCGCCGGAUGUGAGCUCACACGCGGCACCAGAGCCACGCACAGUCCUUCGCCAAUUCCGCCGUGCCUGCCGUAUUCAUCGACGAACCAACCGCUCCAGGCAGCGUGACUUGGUCUGCGUAAUAAUUCCAAGCCUUGAGACAAGGGUCUUGUCAACGUUUGGAAUUGAUUUGUGGUCUUUGGUUGAUGCUCAAGUUUUGAACUCUGAGGGUCCGAAUGAGACCGAAAUUCUGCCUCAGCUGCUGAUAACCGAUCAGAGACACGGCGGAACGCAACGAUUUUACUUGGAUCGGGCUUCUCUGCUUGCUUCGAGCACAGCAAUUUCAGAUUUUAUCAAUAGCUUUUGGGAUGGAGCGGGCGAGCCAACCGUGCGAAGUGCCAGUGACCCCACUUGUGGGCAUUGUAAACGAUUUUCCACAAUCUGGAAUCAACUGGGAACCUUAUUGGGUUACAUCGGCUGGGAAUCGUUUUUGACACUAUAUCAGUUCGACGUGACAGCGAAUGAUCUUCCACUCAGCUGGAAUUUGACGGUGAAGUGGGUCCCCGAUGUUUACUAUCUGGCACCAAGCGGUGCGAAGAACAGUGGCAAUAUACAGACCAAUGAUUGGGUUUGUUACGAGUGGAACGAUGUACUGGAUGAUGGGGUCGGACGCAUAUCGAAGGCGUUGGAAAUUGUCGACUGGGUGAUCCAUGUUGGUAACUUCUCUGAUGAAGAACUGUCCUCUCUCCUCUCGGACUUGGAUACCCAUUUCUAAAGAUGGGACAUGCUUGUCUGAACUAUCCAAACCUUUUGUAUUAUAGAAUGUGGCACUAAUAUCCG